Molecule: messenger RNA, 1685 nt
Organism: Mangifera indica (mango)
Lineage: Eukaryota; Viridiplantae; Streptophyta; Magnoliopsida; Sapindales; Anacardiaceae
Exons: 4
Coding region: 44-1597 (517 amino acids)
Biological process (GO): GPI anchor biosynthetic process
Cellular component (GO): endoplasmic reticulum
Molecular function (GO): catalytic activity
Source: RefSeq, a predicted model, not a curated record
GAUUAAUGAGAAGAUCAACUCUGCAACUUGUUCCCGGCUUCUCAUGCCACCAUUAACAAGCCGAAAACCCAUUCUUUUCUCCAUUAGCUUAUCCACAAUGCUUAAAAUCCUCAACAAAAGAAUCAAGCGCCUCUACAACCGUCUCCGGUGGCCGGUGCUUUUCCGCUCUGACUCCAAUGCUGUCAUAAAAAAUUUCCAAAAAACCGAUUCAAAAACACAAUUUGACUCAAAAAAUGAACCUGUUGCAGAUGGGUCAGCUGCCGUUCAUCCGAAUGGUCAAACGGGUGGUUUCAAAUCCGGAAGGACGAUACGGAUAGCUACUUUCAACGCUGCUUUCUUCUCUAUGGCACCUGCCGUGCCUAAAUCGGACAAGUGUUCAAAAUUUGAUGGUGAAAAUGAAGAGUCUAUGUUCACUAAAGGUAGACCGUCUGUCGAAGUCAAUUUAAGUGCAAAGUCAAUGAAUGAUCGUCCAAAGAGUAUUCUGAAAAGAUCUCCCUCGCAUGAAAAUCUUUCUAAGCAACAGAAGUUUUCUAAAUCAAAGUUAAGGGUAUCUAUAAAUUUACCUGACAAUGAGAUUUCCUUGCUGCGUAGCCGGCAACUGAGUUUUACAGAAGACAAGAAUGAAGUCUCAGAUUCUUCAAGCACUAGUACAAGUAGAAUUUUAAAGGGCAAAGGUCCAUUGAGAUCAAGAUCAGCUGUGAAUUUUGCUACAAACGUGGCAAACGGUGAUGCAGAGAGUUAUCGAAGAAGCAGGACAGUUGUUGAAAUCUUGAGAGAACUUGAUACCGAUAUAUUGGCUUUGCAAGACGUGAAGGCUGAGGAAGAGAACGCCAUGAAACCUUUGUCUGAUUUGGCUGCUGCUUUGGGGAUGAAUUAUGUUUUUGCAGAGAGUUGGGCACCUGAGUACGGUAACGCUGUGCUGUCAAGAUGGCCCAUCAAGCGUUGGAGAGUGCAGAAGAUCUUUGAUGAUACUGAUUUCAGAAACGUUCUUAAGGCCACGAUUGAUGUUCCCCAGGCAGGAGAAGUGAACUUCCAUUGCACCCACCUUGAUCAUCUUGAUGAAAACUGGCGGAUGAAGCAGAUUAAAGCCAUAAUCCAAUCAAAUGAAGCUCCUCACAUCUUAGUCGGAGGUCUAAAUUCCCUUGAUAAAACAGAUUACUCUUCAGAGAGGUGGGCAGAUAUUGUCAAGUACUAUGAGGAGAUGGGAAAGCCAACACCAAAGGUUGAAGUAAUAAAAUUUCUGAAGAGUAAACAAUACACUGAUGCUAAAGACUUUGCUGGAGAAUGCGAGCCAGUAGUCAUGAUCGCCAAAGGCCAAAGUGUGCAGGGGACCUGCAAGUAUGGAACAAGGGUAGAUUACAUAUUGGGGUCACCGAAUUCCCCAUACAAAUUUGUUCCAGGAUCGUACUCAGUCUUUUCUUCGAAGGGAACUUCAGAUCAUCACAUAGUGAAAGUGGAUAUAGUUAAAGUAGACAGCAUUGAUCAAAGAAAGGUCAGCCAAAAAUUAGGUCGACCUAAACAAGAAGUUGUGAAGAUUACAAGUUCUUCUCCAUCAAAAGGAAUACAGAAAACACACAACACACAAGAGAGAUCAUAACAACUUGACUAUUUCAUUUGAUCAUUUUAGGACCUGUUUCCUUCUAUUUUAUGCUUUGAAAGUCGAAAACUUGCUGGUUGUUUGUUCA